CCCCGGCACCGCCCGCCCGGCAGGGGAGGGAGCCGGGGAGCCGGCCCGGCCCCGGCCUUUGCAUAGCGGGCAGCGCUUCCGAGCGCGGCUUCCUCCUCCUCCUCCUCCUCCCCGCCCGGCACCGCGAGCAUCCUCAUCGCCCCGAGCAGCACAGGCGGCAGCGGCCCGGGCUGGUGCUUCGCAGUGAAGAUAAUUCAGAGAGACCAGAGAUGCCUUGGCCGAGCAGAAAGAGAGACAAAGGAGCAGUGGCAGAUAAAAAAGAGCCUGAUGCUAAAAUAGCCAAAACCGAGGAGGAGACUUCAGAUAAGGAGGAAGAAGAGAAGUCUGCAAAACCUCCAGCUGGGAGCUCCAAGUCAGGAUGGAAGAACUGGAAGAAAAAAGAAUCUGAGUCUGGGGAGGAAAGCAAGAUCACAUACUGUCACUGGCUGCUGAAAUCAGAACCUGAGAGCAGGCUGGAGAAGGGGGUGGAUGUGAAGUUCAGUGUUGACGACUUGAAAGCUCAGCCUAAUCAGACAACCUGCUGGGAUGGAGUAAGAAACUACCAGGCAAGGAAUUUCCUGAGAUCCAUGAAACUUGGGCAGCAGGCCUUCUUCUACCACAGUAACUGCAAAGAGCCUGGCAUUGUGGCCCUUGUCAAGAUCGUAAAGGAGGCGUACCCUGAUCACACACAGUUUGACCAGAAGGAUCCUCAUUAUGACUCCACCAGCAGAAAAGAGAACCCCAAAUGGUCCAUGGUGGAUGUGCAGUUUGUGAGGAUGACCAAGCGCUUCAUCCCCCUCUCUGAGAUCAAGGCUCACCACCUGGCACACAAAGCAGAUGGGGGGCCCCUCAAGGACAUGAUGCUCUUCACCAGGCAACGUCUGUCCAUCCAACCCCUGACACAAGAGGAAUUUGAUUUUGUCUUGAGCCUGGAAGAGGAAAAGCCACAUUAAAGCAGCACAGCUCCCACCCAGCCCGCUGACGCCUCCUCCUCCACCAGCACAACUCUCACAUUCACCUGCUCAAGCACAGCACCACGAAUGUGCCCCCACAAGAUCUGCAGCCACACGUCCCUUCCCCUGACACACUGUUAUUUUUGCUUAUUUUUUCAAUAAAUGAAGCGUUUUUGAAUCAA
This is a messenger RNA of Lonchura striata (white-rumped munia), 1114 nucleotides long. It is a transcript of the gene THYN1, whose product is annotated as thymocyte nuclear protein 1. The record is from RefSeq and is a predicted model, not a curated record. NCBI's taxonomy places the organism in Eukaryota, Metazoa, Chordata, Aves, Passeriformes, Estrildidae. Gene Ontology annotation, cellular component: nucleus.